Molecule: messenger RNA, 3963 nt
Organism: Rotaria sp. Silwood1
Lineage: Eukaryota; Metazoa; Rotifera; Eurotatoria; Philodinida; Philodinidae
Source: the annotation of a GenBank genome assembly
AUGAGUUGUCCAUCUGGCCCAACACCAGUUGGUAUGUGUGGAUGUUGUAAUCGCGAUGGGAAAAAAAAUGAAACUUGCCAUACAGGCGAUGCUAAUCUUAUGUUAAUGGACUUUGGAUUUGGUGUUUGUGUACCACAAAAAGAUCUUAGUUUCUUUCCAUCAUAUUAUUUAUGUGAACGUCGACAAAAUCAUGAAGGUCAAAAUUACUGCCUAGUCAGAGCUAAUAAUCGUAAUUACAUAUAUCCAAUGUAUCGAUUUUGUUCAACGAAGUGUAUUGAUUCAAUUAAUUAUAAUAUAGAUUCAUAUAAGAUAUUGAAACAAAGUAGAAGUAAGUUUAUUUCGGAUUUGUCGCUCUAAUUUCGCUGUUACAAAUUCAUAUGACUAUCACCAUCGAUAGACCGAUUUCCUCUAUUUCAUAAGCUAUCAGUUACGGAUAAAUUCAUGAAUAGAUAUUUGAUUUAUUUGUCUUUUUUUCGUCUUUAGAAUUCAGAAUCUUUCCAGGAGAAACGCCUACCUACUAGAUGUAGUACAAUUACUCCGAAGUACAAAAGUCGGUAAAUAGCCGAAAGUCAUGUUCUCGAAAGAGUGUUAAAAAUUAAUUUGUUGGAUUGAAGCUUACAUAGAAACAUUUUUUACAAGCUACUUGAUGAAUUUUCAGUACUUAUUAUAGCAGUAAGUUCACUUAGAUAAUCCUUUGAAACUUCAAUCCCAAAACUCUAUGUUUAUAUACUUCCAAAAAUAGCGUAGAUUUUUCAACUCCCUCAUUUAUUUAAGAGUUGGCUGCGGAUAGCCUACGAUUGCUUGAGCUCCUGCCACUUUGGUAUCUGCUGAAAAGCAAUGUUGUACUGUCCUUUAUCAGAAAGCUAACAAAAUAAAGAAAUAAUACUUCAAGCUUCCGAAACAAUCUACCAAAUUCAUUUCAGAAGAAGACAAACUGUAGUCGAAUCUGCAAAUUAGUCUGGACUGCAUUGCGUGAUCAAAUUACAAGUCUUUAAAAAACAAUUAUCAGCCCUAUUACACUGAAUAUACUAUUAGACGACCUUCAGUAUGAGCCAAUCAAGACACCUUUAUUACAUGCUGGAUUUUCUAAAUGCUAGAAGCAAGCUUAUGCACGUUGUAUCGCAUAUUUUCGAAAGUCAGCCAAUAAGAAUUUUCCCGUAACAUAACAAUAAGAAAUCCUGUCGGAUAAGAUGUCUAUUCAGAAAAACGGCACAUAGUAAAUGUUAUUUUCAUCAAACUUUCAAGGAACUAAAGUCAAUUUACUUAUAGACCAUCAUAUAUCUAAAGCAUGAUCAAUUACUGAUUAUUGUAGUCCUUGGUGUAGAGUUGAAAGUGUUUGUUAAGCUUGUCAUGGGCUACAAGCUCAUAUGGUUAACAUCUUCGAUCAUCCUAUCUUUCAUAGGUGAAAAUGCCAUUAUUCAAUCAUAUACUGUCGCUUUUCAUGGAUAGCCGCUAGUGAUGAAUUUUAAUGUUUUCAAUAGUGUGAGUCAUAGAAGAUUAGAUGAGACGCUGAACUGUCUCAGAAAUUGCUCGCGAUGUAACACUACAAAACACACUAUUUGGAAGUUCUUCAAAAUAAUUUUGUGAUGCUUAAAAUUGCUUUCCAUUAAGACCUCUAAACAGAUUUUAUAUCGAAUUUUCUCUCUUAAUUUCGCACCAAACUCGACUUUUGAUAUUCAAAAUGUCAGAAUACAGUAUUAAAAAGAGAAAAAUGAAUGCAAAAAACUGUUUUUAGAGUGCUCAAUAGAAAAUGAUUUUGAGCAUCACGUAAUUAUUUUGAAGAACUUCAAAAUAUUGUAUUUCCUAACGUUACAUCGCGAGCAAUUUCUGAGAAAGUUCGGCGUCCGUUCAGAUCUGCUAUGAUCCACACUAUUGAACACAAUAAAACUCAUCGUUAGCGACUACUCAUGAAAAACGACAGUAAAUAAUUGAAAAAUGACAGUUUCACCUAUGAACGAUAAAAUGAUCAAAGACGUUAACCAUACGAACUUGUAGCCCAUGAAAAGUUUUACAAAACUUUCGACUAUAUACCAAGGACCACAAUAAUCAAUAACUGAUCAUGCUUCGGGUGUACAGUAGUCUAUAAGUAAAUUGAUUCUAGUUCCUUGAAAGUUUUAUGAAAGUAACAUCUACUAUGGAGGAUGUGUCAUAAGUCUUAAGGCUUCACAGAAUUAAUUUAUAUGCAAACAAAAACAAUACCAAACUGACUAUAUUUAUAAGAGGUUUGAGUGCUCGAAUCGAGCUUUUGAGUGGCAUAGUAUUGUUUGAUAUCUUCUUUUGUAAUCAUAGAAACAUGAACAUGCAAAUAUGUAUGAUGAUAAAUUUUUCAAAAUCGAUCAACACGAUGUUUUUGAAGAUUUUCUAAUAUAAUGCUGAGCAUAUUUUACAUACAAAAUAGUGUAGAAAGAACCCAUAACUAGUUAUUUGAAGCAUUUAGUCAAUGCUUAUCAUGAAUCGUUGAUCCUAAACUCAGCCAAGGUAUAUGUUCAGUAAUAGGAUUGAACUAGAUAAAAUAUAUGAACACAUGACGUGUGUAGAGAAAAACAAUAUGUCGUGUGAAGAAUAAAAAGUUUUCUUUUUACUGGCAGUGUUCAUAUCUUUUUCUCAUGUAAAACAUUUUUUAAGUAUAUAGUCUGAUUGUUUGUUUUAUCAGUACUUCAAAUAAGUCACAAAUAAAUCAUCUCAAAAGUGAAUUUCGAUUUUUAUUAUUCUUUCACUUUUGUUUGUUUCCACUUAGUAUUCGUUUCAAUAUUUUUCAUAUACGUUUAAUAUAAUAUAUAUAUAUUUUUUGUAAAUCAGUUCAAAAAAUAUUUGCCUGAAUAAUAAACAGUAGUGAAACACAAAUACGUAAUAGUUCAAUUAGAUUAAUACGUGUAAUAAUAAAAAAGAAUGCUUUUCUUUUUUUUGUACUAAUCUAUCUUAUCGAUGGAUUUCGAAAAAUUUAUCAUCAUAUUUUCAUGUUCAUGUUUUAAUUAUUACAAGAGAGGACAUCACACAACAAUAUACCAUUCAAAAAAGCGACACAAACACUCAAACCUCAUAUAAAUGAAUUCAGUUCGAGAUUAUUUUCUGUAUGGAUAUAUACUAAUUUUCGUGAAACCUCAAGAAUCAUGAAACAUCAUGUGUACCACUUGAUGUGCCGUGACUUGCUCUACAAUAUGAUCUAUUUGCUUUCUCAAUUCUGAACAGAUCAUUCUAUUCGAUAGGGUUCUUUUGGAAAAAGUAAAUUGAAAAACUUGAUGACCAGAAAACCGACUUAAAGUAAAUUUCUAAUAUUGAUUUACACGUUUUGGAGUGGUAUCCUGUUUGAACGAGAGCUUAAAUGUUAUCAGUUCUCUUGUUAUAAAAUGUCGAGUGUUAGAAACAAAACGUUGAAAUGAUGGAGUAUUCUCCUAAUGUUUGAGUUUUUACCUGUUUUUGAAGGUUCUCUCGGUCUACAAAAAUGUAUAAUCACAAAAGUUCAUGAAAGCGUUCUGAUAGCUUCCCACAUACUGUUAAACCUACAUUAUUAACUAUAUUUUCGAAGUAUUUCUGCGAAUCAAGAAGUUGUAUCGACUCUUGUUCUUUUUCCGUUGUACCUUUCAUUAUUAUUCUGUACUUUUAUUCAGUUAAAGUCCUUUUUUAGAACUCAAAACAACCGCGAAUCUUUUGAGUCCGCUCCAACGUAUAAAGAUAAAAGCUAAUGGUUCAAGUGAACAAUUAAAAUUGUCACAAGUGUAUGAUGAUGUUGUUGGGUUGAUUGUCAAAUGUGCGCUUGUACCCGGCCAUUCUAAACUGUCAGCCAAUACCAAUAUUCAUUUGAUGCAACCUGACAACACUACAUCAGCGACUUUUGAUAGUGUAUUUGAAGCACCAACGAAAACUAUGACUUGGACGACGUCAAGACCAAUCCAAGUAAAUCAGAUUAAUAUCGAUCCAUCGUUGAACGAUAUUACUUGUACAAAUAUACAAUUACAAUAUCUC